AUGAGCAGCUCGGAGAUCUCCAACUUUGCGAAGCAGGACUCCCUGAGCCUGAGAUCAGAGAAUCCCCCCGUCAAUCCUCUAACUCAAGUUAGUUCGCCUGUAAUAGGAGGUCAGUUUGUGCAUUUUCUUUUGUGUAUCAAUUUAUUUUGUUUAUGAUUGUCACUGUCUUAAACUCUCGGCUGCAAGUUUUCACUUUUCCUGUCUUUAAGUAAUAAUAUCAUGCAAGGGGAAGAUCAUCAAUACCUCUCAACUGUAAGAGAGGUAUUGAUGCAGUAAAUCAAGCUGUAAGAUGUGGAUCAUCCAUUGGACUUGUUCCGCUAUCCCUCUCCUCUCUCCCCUUCUUCCCCUCUAUUUUUCGUUUUUUAAAUGUUUUUCGCACUGAAUGAAUGAAUGGUGGAGAAAAAGGGCUCCCAUCUCUUCUUCGGCAGGCAGACGUGAAAAUGGACUGAGAAGAGAGAGUGCACGACUUUCAGCAACAGCAACAAAAAGACAGAAGUCCACUAUCUGUUGGGGAGAGAAACGAGUUUGUUGCGGGUUGCAUUUCCCUUUUAGAGCCACACAAAAGAAAGAUGGACCGGGGUCUCAUUAAUGUCUUCCUGACCCAAAUCCCCUAAUCCCUAUGCCAGGAGAUUCGAGGAACUGCCUCCAUCUUUAUGAUUGUACAUGUCUAAUCGAGUAAUUGAAUAAUUACGGUUUAGUUUGUAAAUUAAUCACAGGUCUAGUUCAGCCAGCAGAUAAUUGGUUUUGUAAAUAGACGAAAAGUGAUGACAUUUUGAUUACUUGGUGCCUCUUCGUCUGUUUUCCAUUACUUCUUUAAAACUUUUUCGAUAAAACUUUUGCUUUUUGUUAGUUUUCUUAUCACAUUUACCUCUUUAACGUGGUUCUAUCGAUUAGUUUCACGUUCUUUGAGAGUGUGUUCGGAUAAUACCGUCGAUGGUCGCUUUGACUCUCCGGUAGUUUUAGCAUUUCUUCUGCUUAGUUUGAAGAUAUGCAUCAGACGAUUCUUGUUUGAAUUAAGACAUCUUAGGAUACAUAGCCGCAUGGCAGUCAUUACCCGAUGGCGUUUUGUGACUACAAAUCGUGUCAGUCUCCUUCGGAGGCAGUGGAGAUCUUAAUUGGUGUCGCCUCAUAUUAUGUUCCCAGGUGAAAAUAUUGGACUAGUCUUACUUAACUCGAGUUUCCCUCUUUUGUUGGUUUUUGUGGCGGUGCCGGGAAACGUGGAGCCCGGCUAUACGAGGACGAAAAAACACAUACACUCGCAGACGGGACGCUGCGUGGGCCCUGAGGCAGCCGAGAACGGGGCGAGCAAGGGGGGAUGUAGAUGUCGGCCGCUUAGUGUUCAUGCCCGUGGGGUCUGGUGGCAUCGGCCGACUCAUUGGCAGUUUGCCUGCGUGAGACCUCAUUACCUGAGAACGUUCUUCUUCUUUUUGUUUCCCUCUAUUUCCUUUGGUUUAUAGCACAACGCCACCUUGAUGCAUACACCACUUCUCCCUCCCCUUUUUUGCCUGCGCUUCUUAUCAAGCCAGGGCGGCAUUUCUCUGCUAUUUCCCCGUUUUACACUACCAAUGCAAUUGUAGUGUGUCGCUGCCUGGGACGUCAUUUAUCGAAGGGUUUUUAGAAAGGAAACGUCGAGCGACAGACGACGCGACCCCCACCGAUUGGAAGUCCUCCAGGCCCAAACUCGAACAAACCAUGACCGACGACGACUGGCCGUCCCAGAACUUCCGUGAUCAUGUCAUCAACAGAUUGUAAGUGGCGCGAGAACUUAAUUUUAUACCUUUUCAGGGAACCUGAACUGGCGAGGAAUCGGCAGAAUGCCCCCAACCUUCCGGUUCCUGGGGAUGCCAGACAAGUCGAGGAAUAUGUUUUCCAAAAGUGUGUUAGUAAAGAUGAGUAUAUGAGAACCAUUGCCAAGGUCAUAAAUGCCAUAAACUGCAACUCGAAGACUGUAGUGGUGCCUACUGUAAUUCAUAAUGGCAACAACCAAGCAAACACAACCUCUCCCGGUCAGACGGCUACGGCCAACAAUGUUCUGGGCAACAAGCCUCAAAUGAGACCUCAGGUGAGCUCAACUAAAUGCGCGAUGAUAAUUAAACUGCCCCAUAUAACCGUCUUCUAAUUGCAGGUGCCACCUGAUCCCCGUCCUACACAUCAACGAGGUCUUAAUCUUGACAUUCAAAAUGGGUCCAGAUUCCAGACACCACCAUUGGGUCAGCCACCUCCGGUAAUCAAUACCUCCCAUCCAGUUAAUAAUAUGGUUCAGCCUCAGAUGAGCUCACCCAUCACAUCCAGUUUACCCAACCCCAUGAAGAUGCCUCCAGUUCAGAAUCCCCCUCCCAAUCAGUAUGCCAAUUAUGGUCAAUGUAAGUUCGAUCUCCUACGUUAUAUCUUCUGAUUAGAUAACAACAACCCACGAAUGCCCAGCGGAAACCAAUAUGGCGCCCCUAUGCCAGAGAAUCCUAUUGGAUACAACAACAUUCCGCCAAAAGGAUACGAUUCCAUGGCUACCAAAAUGGAGCCAGCUGUGCCUCUUGGCCAAUCAAACUCGGUAGAACAGCAGAUGAUGCAACAGCAACAGAGGAUGUGGACUCCUAAUGGUCCCGCUGAUCAGCUCACGGGACGUCCGAUAUAUCCCAACCAAGUGCAUCCAGGCCUUCUGAAUGAUUACGACCUGCCUCCUAACAUCGCAUGCCACUUCAAGAGGCCGGAAGAUGCUCGAGCCUAUAAAGAAAAGAUCCGUACUCUCUCUAAAUACACCAACACCAUCAGAAAUAUGAUACAAAUUGCCAAUCCGGAGUCGGCGACCAAAUUACAAUUUGCUUUGGAGGGAAUUACUUUCCAAAAGUUCAUGAGUCAAGAGAAUAUUAAGGGCAUUGAGAGCUUCGUUCAAAGGGAACUGAGCCAUCAACAACAGCCAUACAGAGAGAACAUGAACAUGAUGGGCGACCAGAUGAUGGUGAACGCUCCUCCGAUGAAUGCUUACGGACAGACAUCGAUGGCCUCCAAUUGGCAACAGAAUCCCUGGCCGCAAAAUGUUCAGGGUUCUGCCACUAACCCCAAUAUGAUGCCCCAGAACCAUUCCCAAUAUGCUCCUCCCGGUUCCUAUGCGUCUAGUUCUUCAGUAUAUGGUCAGCCAACUCCCCAACCUCUUUCGACCGGUCGUCCAUCUCCAUAUCCUCUACCUCCACAUCACAAAAUGUACUCCACUGGUGGAAUUAUGCAACAAAAUCACCACCAGCCCAUGACACAACAGCCUUCCUCGUAUCAGCAGCCUUAUCAAUACAUGCCACCCCAACCGUUACCCAUGAGCUCCCAACCAAACCAAAUGAUCCCCAACAGUCAGCCGAGUCAGAUGAACAUGACCUACGAUGAUCAACUACAAUGUCCACCGAUGGAUGCUACGAAUAUGAUGCCCCGAGGCUAUGAUGGGAAUCUAAUGCAGGCUCAGGUCACCACAGAGAUGGGUGUGGGCGGAGGAGUCCUCAUGAAGUUGCCUGAGCAAGCACGGACCGAAUUUGCCAACUUUGAUCAAAACAUUUCUUAUAUAUCUGUGGAACCAAGCAAUGAUGGAAUGUACUUCAUCGUUGUUUGUGCGUUGAGUAAGUAGAAUCACAAAAUAACCUUUGUUUUCUCUUGCAUAUUUCAUCCUUUCCGUUGCAGAGCGAGAACAGAUCCCGAAUCUUCGGGUUUCAGUGCCACGGAAUUAUCCAAACCAACUAGCCACUGUUGAACGUGCUGCUUUAGAUUUGGGUAGGUCAAAGGCAUAGGAUUACAUCCUGCGUUUAGAUUCAUUCUAUUUCGACGACCUUCAAAACGCUAUCCAUGAGCAAUUGAGCAAGGCCCCGAUGCAUUCAGUAACAGACAUCUUGAAUAUUUGGGUAAGUACGAAACCAUCCGCUUAUGCUUUAGGAGAAUACCGUCAUGCAAUUCUUCAAUAAUCAGAGUUUGGGAGGUGGAGGAUUCGACGAUCUUCUGACUGGCACCAACUUUGGCGACCUCACAUAA
Bursaphelenchus xylophilus (pine wood nematode) is the source of this 4005-nucleotide messenger RNA. NCBI's taxonomy places the organism in Eukaryota, Metazoa, Nematoda, Chromadorea, Rhabditida, Aphelenchoididae. The record is from the annotation of a GenBank genome assembly.